Molecule: messenger RNA, 1740 nt
Organism: Aspergillus pseudonomiae
Lineage: Eukaryota; Fungi; Ascomycota; Eurotiomycetes; Eurotiales; Aspergillaceae
Product: glycoside hydrolase family 47 protein
Exons: 4
Coding region: 1-1740 (579 amino acids)
Biological process (GO): carbohydrate metabolic process; N-glycan processing
Cellular component (GO): membrane; endoplasmic reticulum
Molecular function (GO): mannosyl-oligosaccharide 1,2-alpha-mannosidase activity; calcium ion binding
Source: RefSeq, a predicted model, not a curated record
AUGUCAUCAAAGGUUGUUCGGCGGAAGCAAAAGCGUGCACAGUCACAGAAACCCAGAGCUUCUCGAUGGUGUCCUUUGCUUGGCUUAAGUUGGCCUGGUAAAUAUGUAUUUACCAGCUUACUAGCCCUAAUAAUAGGAAGACACGUUCAAACCAGAGGCUGGGGAACGUCUUUGGACUUUCUUCGACCCAUCGACAAAGACAGCUAUUGGUCUAGUCACCGGGAGAAGGUCAAAGACUCUUUCGUGAUUAGUUGGGAUGCUUACGCUAAGUAUGCCUGGGGGCAGGAUCGCUUUCAUCCCAUCUCCAAAACUGGUUCACAAAUGAGCCCCAGCGGUCUAGGGUGGAUCAUCGUCGACAGCCUAGAUACAUUGAUGAUUAUGAACCUGACCGCGCAGCUUUCCGACGCCCGGAAGUGGCUUAACCGUGACUUGACUUAUAAUCAAGAUCAGGAUGUGAACACUUUUGAGAUGACCAUCCGCAUGCUUGGAGGGCUCCUGUCUGCUCAUUACUUGUCUAAUUUGCUUCCGGACAUUUCCUCCCGCCGGGACUAUAUAUAUCUGUCCAGAGCUGUCGAUCUAGCGGAUCGGCUGCUUGGUGCAUAUGACUCCCCAUCAGGGAUCCCAUAUGCCAGCGUUAAUAUUGGGACCGGAAAAGGCCUUCCCUCUCAUGCAGAUGGUGGCGCUUCAUCUACGGCUGAAGUCACCACACUCCAACUGGAGAUGAAGUAUCUAGCCCACCUCACCGAUAAAGAGGUUUACUGGCGUAAGGCCGAAAACGUCAUGAAGGUUAUAGAUGAUCAUCGCAUGCAGGAUGGCCUUCACCCAAUCUUUGUGCACCCAGAUACUGGACACUUCAGGUACAAAGAAAUUCGUCUUGGAAGUCGCGGGGAUUCAUACUAUGAAUACUUAAUCAAACAAUACUUACAGACUUCCGGACAGGAACCAGUUUACCGUGAGAUGUGGGACGAAGCAUUGGCCGGGAUACAAAAGCAUUUAGUGACCUGUACAAAGCAUUCAAAGCUUCAGUUUAUUGCUGAGCUGCCACAUGGUAUAGGUGGACCAUUAUCCCCUAAAAUGGAUCAUCUUGUUUGCUUCUUACCGGGCUCCAUCGUGAUCGGCGCGACUGAAGGACUGACUGAGAAGGAGGCGCGAAAUCUGCCCGGCUGGAACUCUCAGAAAGAGCAACAGAUGCAACUGGCACGGGAGCUUAUGAAAACAUGCUGGGCGAUGUAUGCAGUCACGGCCUCUGGUCUAGCUCCGGAGAUUACCUGGUUUGAGGUCGACGAGGCCGAUAUGGGGCCAUCAUCUCGUUCACCUCCCAUGGCUAGAAGUAACAACGACAAGUCCUCCUGGGAGCAAGACUUGAAUAUCAAACCUCUGGAUGCACAUAAUCUGCAGCGACCAGAAACGGUUGAAAGUCUUUUCUUGAUGUAUCGUGUGACCAACGAUCCCAUCUACCGAAAGUGGGGAUGGGAGAUCUUCAAGGCGUUCAAGGAACACAUGGUAGUGAAAGAUGGCGAAGGAUACACAUCAUUGCAGGAUGUCACCAAGGUCCCCACACCACAACGUGAUAAUAUGGAAAGCUUUUGGCUGACCGAGACCUUGAAGUAUUUAUACCUUCUUUUCUCUCCAAGGGAAUUUCUCCCGCUCACUGAAGUGGUUUUCAACACCGAAGCCCACGUGUUACCCCGGUUUAAUCAGACCAAAUUCCAGACAGGCUGGAGCCGCCGGGAACUUUGA